This is a messenger RNA of Labrus bergylta (ballan wrasse), 873 nucleotides long. NCBI's taxonomy places the organism in Eukaryota, Metazoa, Chordata, Actinopteri, Labriformes, Labridae. The record is from RefSeq and is a predicted model, not a curated record.
AUGGGUCCUGAUACUGUGGACACAUGGGUGGAAAGAUUCUUUAAUGAGGUAGAUAUCUGCUGCAGUGGGCAGGUAAACUGGCAGCAGUUGUGUUCCUACCUGCUGCUGGAGUACACUGAAAGAGAACGCGCCUCCAUCCCCCGAGCAGCUCUGCUGGACACACAGCUGCAGGUCAGACACUGCUCCCAAAACAAGCAGGAGCCAACAGUGCGGGUGCUCGCUAUUUCCCGUCCUGCUCCACUCCGCUACAUUAGCGUCAGUAAGGGAGGUCAAGUCACAGUCUGGAACAGCAGCCUACACAUCCUCAAAAGCAUCGGGCUUGUCGGAGACCCAACAGAGGAAGUGGCCAACAGGAGGAGAUUCAGAGGCUGGACCACUGAUGCCGUCUAUAUGGGCAAUGUCCAGAAGGUUGCCAUAGCAACUGACUGCAGGGACUUGCAUUUUGUCAACGUCUCAGCUGCCAGUGUUUUUGAGGAUGUCCAAUUAUUUGGGUUUCGUAGUGUCCCGACUGCUCUCUGUUACUGGUAUGAUGUUCAGCGUCCAGAGCAACCUUCUCUGCUGCUACUGGGGGAUGAAAAAGGAGGUGUCCACCUUAUGCGGUUCCUGAACCCGUCUGGAGGUCUUUUCAAGAGACCGUCCAGGAGAGGGAGGGGCCCGCAGAGGAUCUUCUUCCCUGAUCUCUGUGAUCACAGCGACAUGGUCUCCCACCAUCACAUUGCCAACGUCCACCAGGAACUGAUCAACAGAGUGAUGUUUGAACCCAGCACUCAAAUCAUCAUGACAUCAUCAGAAAGUGACAACAACUCUGUUGUCUUCAUGAAUGUGACACUGAAGCAGGGGCCUUAUGUUUGGAAAAUUAAGCAGGUAUUCUGA